AUGAAACUCAAGACCUUGGGCACUAGUGCUGUGAUUCCAGCCGUCGUUCUUACCUCUGCAGCACCCCCGGGUUUCCCUGCGACUGGAAAUGGACUCUGGUAUAACACCCCUGCAGAUUUCUGGUCGAAGUCAUAUCUACCAGUUGGCAAUGGUUACUUGGCAGCUAUGUCUCCUGGGGGAAUGUCUGUCGAAACAACUCAGCUGAACAUUGAGUCAUUAUGGAGUGGAGGUCCGUUCCAAGAUCCGACUUAUAACGGCGGAAAUAUGCAACCAUCCGGAGCCUCAGCUGCUCAUGUAGCCAUGGAGUCAAUCCGCGCCAGCAUCUUUGCCAAUUCGACGGGAGAGAUAGACAAUAUCGAGGUUUUGACUACGGACGCUGGUGCUUAUGGUUCCUACGUUGGAGCUGGUUAUAUCAUAUCUUCAAUCAAUGUAUCUGGCCCUGUGACUGACUUUGCGCGCUGGCUGGACUUGGACGAAGGCGUCGCACGAUCUACAUGGACACAGUCCAAUCAAACUUUCAUCAGAGAAACAUUCUGCUCUCACCCUUCUGAAGCCUGCAUCCACCACAUCAAUUCCACCUCCAAUGCCACUUUACCGAAUAUCACUUAUGCAUGGGCUCUGUUGGAUUCCGGGCUGCCGACACCGAACAUAACCUGUCUUGACUCCAGCACUUUACAAAUACGCGGUCUUGCUGGCGAGCCUGGUAUGCUUUAUGAGAUACUCGGACAAGUUCAUUCAACCUCCGGAUCUGUCUCUUGUAUCUCGCUAAGUCCCACGAAUUCCACCGUCACCGUUGGGGGUGCCGUCGAAACAUGGAUAUCUUGGGUAGGGGGGACUGAAUACUCCAUGGACGCUGGUAACGCCGAGAACAACUUUUCUUUCAAAGGUGUCGAUCCGCACGCGGCUUUGACUUCUCUCCUUAGUUCGGCUACGACAAGUUCAUAUUCGGAUACUCUUACCACCCAUAUCGCUGACAUCAAUAGCACUCUCUAUGGUCAAUUUUCGCUGUCACUAGGCCAAACACCGCAACUCGAUCUUCCGACUGACCAGAUUCGUGCGGCGUAUCAGGUCGAUGAAGGGAAUUCCUAUUUAGAAUGGGUCGCAUUCAAUUUGGGACGUUACAUGCUUGCGAGCAGUGCUAGGGGCACCUUACCCGCGAACUUGCAGGGUAAAUGGGCUAAGGAUGUUAAUAGUCCUUGGGGAGCUGGCAAUUAUCAUUCAAACAUUAACAUUCAAAUGAACUAUUGGAGCGCUGAAAUGAGCAACCUCAACGUCGCGGGAUCGUUGUUCGAUUACAUAGAGAAAACCUGGGCUCCCAGAGGCGCUACUACAGCGCAGAUAUUAUACAAUAUUUCUCGGGGCUGGGUUACGCAUGACGAAAUCUUCGGGCAUACAGGCAUGAAAGGAGGCGGGAAUACAGCUCAAUGGGCGGAUUAUCCUGAAUCUGCGGUUUGGAUGAUGCUCCACGUUUGGGAUCGAUUCGACUACUCAAACGAUGUCGACUGGUGGAUUGCUCAAGGAUGGCCGCUUCUCAAGAGUGUAGCGUCUUUCCAUCUGGAUAAACUCAUCCCGGAUGAGCAUUUCAACGACGGAACGCUCGUGGUGGCGCCGUGUAAUUCUCCUGAGCAGGUUCCUAUCACUUUGGCCUGUGCUCAUGCCCAGCAACUAAUAUGGCAAUUGUUCAACGCCGUGGAGAAGGGUUUCAACGCUUCUGGAGAUACUGACACUGCGUUCCUUGAAGAGGUUCAGACUAAACGUGCUCAAAUGGAUAAAGGUAUCCGUAUCGGCUGGUGGGAAUGGAAAGUCGACCUUGACUCGCCAACGGACACACAUCGUCAUCUAUCUCAUUUAAUCGGACUAUACCCAGGGUACGCCAUCACCUCGUACAGCUCUGACCUACAAGGUGGAGUUUUAGUCAAUGGCACAAAUAUCACGUAUACCAAGGACCAGGUGAUAGCUGCUGCGACGACGAGUUUGAUCCAUCGCGGAAACGGGACGGGGCCAGACGCAGAUGCUGGGUGGGAAAAAGCGUGGAGAGCGGCGUGUUGGGCACAGUUGGGAAACGCGGAAGAGUUUUAUCAUGAGUUGACUUAUACGAUUUAUGAAGACUUUGGACCGAACCUGUUUAGCUUGUAUGAUCCAGGAGAUAUCGACCCGAUUUUCCAGAUCGAUUCAAACCUUGGGUUUCCUGGUGCUCUUCUCAACGCGCUUCUACAAGCCCCCGACGUCGCAUCGCUCGACACCCCACUAACCAUCACUCUCCUUCCCGCCCUUCCCCCUUCGUGGCCUUCAGGACAUCUCAGGGGCGCGCGUACAAGGGGAGGAAUAACAGUGGAUACAUUAGAAUGGGACGAUCAAGGCGAACCGACGGUGGUGGUGUUUUCCGUGGAUCCUAAUCCGAUAUCACCAAAGAGAAAUGUGGAGGUGGUGUACAAUGGGGAGAGAGUUGGGUCGUUUGUGAUGGAUGGGGGUGCGAGGAUACAGAUUGAACAGUUUUAA
Molecule: messenger RNA, 2499 nt
Organism: Lentinula edodes (shiitake mushroom)
Lineage: Eukaryota; Fungi; Basidiomycota; Agaricomycetes; Agaricales; Omphalotaceae
Product: glycoside hydrolase family 95 protein
Exons: 19
Coding region: 1-2499 (832 amino acids)
Biological process (GO): carbohydrate metabolic process
Molecular function (GO): alpha-L-fucosidase activity
Source: RefSeq, a predicted model, not a curated record